AUGGAUGAUAAUAUCGAGAAUAAGGAUUCAACCAUUAUUGACCUGGUCAACAAUUAUGACUGGUCGACGACAUCGCUUGGUCCUAUGGACUCAUGGAAUCCUGCACUCAAAAAUGCUGUG
This is a messenger RNA of Dentiscutata heterogama, 120 nucleotides long. NCBI's taxonomy places the organism in Eukaryota, Fungi, Glomeromycota, Glomeromycetes, Diversisporales, Gigasporaceae. The record is from the annotation of a GenBank genome assembly.